Lacerta agilis (Sand lizard) is the source of this 1039-nucleotide messenger RNA. RefSeq names its product asialoglycoprotein receptor 1-like. The record is from RefSeq and is a predicted model, not a curated record. Bases 128 to 946 code for a protein of 272 amino acids. Gene Ontology annotation, molecular function: signaling receptor activity. The transcript is spliced from 9 exons. Lineage: Eukaryota; Metazoa; Chordata; Lepidosauria; Squamata; Lacertidae.
CCCAGGGAGGAAAGGUUGCAGCGUUUGGGACUUCUGAGUUUGGAGAAAAGGCGAGGGAAACGGGACGUGAAAAGAGGUUUCUCAUGCCAGAGUGAUCAAGCGUUGCCAAGAUACUAGAUCCCCAAAUAUGGAGGACAAAGAGGAGGAACUGAGCAGCAGAGAAUUCGGCCUGCGCCCCUCGGACUCCUGGGGGCAGCGUGUCUGCCCUGGCCACCGCCUGGUGUUCGUCCUGCUGGGACUCAUCUGCGUCUUCACCAUUGCCGUCGCCGUGUUUGGCUUAACGGGUCGGAAAUCUGUCGGUGAAUUGAGAGGGAUGGAGGACACUUUCAAAAGCGUCAACCGUACGGUCUCGGCGGAGAUCGCCGCUCUGAAAAAGAAGGAGGCAGAGGAUUUGAAGCAGCUGGCGAAGAUUGAACAUAUGGUUCAAAACCUGACUGAGGAGGCAAAGGAAGUGAAGACCCUGUUCCAGGACCAGAUCUCCAAACUGCGGACCAGCAUGCGGACCCAGAAUUGCGAAGUGGAGAGCAUUAAAAGCAACAAGACAGUGUCACGCCACUGCUGCCUCAAAGGUUGGCUCCCAUUUGGGAGCAGCUGCUACUGGCUCUCCAAAACGGACAAGUCUUGGGAUGAAGCCAAGGUCGACUGCGAAGAUAAAGACGCCCACCUGGUCAUCAUCACCAGCUACCUGGAGCAGCAAUUUGUGGCCCAGCUCACGAAGCCCCGGAACACCUGGAUCGGCUUGACCAUGGCUAGCGGCGUCUGGAAGUGGGUGGAUGGGACGGCCUACACCAUCCGCAGAAUAGACUGGCGGCUCGGGGAACCUAACAGCUACUCCGUCCAGAUGCCCUACCACCCGGCCCACUGCGCCCACCUCUACCGCGACGGGCUGUGGAGCGACGAGAGCUGCAACCGCCGCUACAACUGGGUGUGCGAGAUGGACGGCUGAGUCGCCGGGACAGAGAGCGGCCGGCAUGGGGGCCACGGGUUUGCCAGGCCGCUCGGCCUCUUCCAAAACAAAUAAAGAGAACCAUUUUGCAAA